Molecule: messenger RNA, 510 nt
Organism: Echinococcus granulosus
Lineage: Eukaryota; Metazoa; Platyhelminthes; Cestoda; Cyclophyllidea; Taeniidae
Product: DNL-type zinc finger protein
Exons: 3
Coding region: 1-510 (169 amino acids)
Biological process (GO): protein import into mitochondrial matrix; protein stabilization; protein folding
Cellular component (GO): mitochondrion
Molecular function (GO): protein-folding chaperone binding; zinc ion binding
Source: RefSeq, a predicted model, not a curated record
AUGAGUGCUCUAAGAAGAGUCGUGCUCCUCCCAUCAAUGGUCAGGUUUGGAGGUGGCGCUAGGUCCUCUGCUCCCCUCCUUCGGAAAUUGAGGCCUCAAUUCUGCUCCUUUCCAUUCUCAACUUCACGUCCACGACGUCCAGUACUAGAGGUGGCGCCUGGAUGCGAUCUGGUCUACGAAUCCGCGGACGCUAAACCCAUUGACCAACCUGCAGCAACUCCUCGACAAGAGGCUUCGAAGGAGGGGGGCAUUUCAAUUCCAACUUCGGCGAUGUCGGACAAGAAUAUGAGCAUCACCUUCACCUGCAAUGUGUGCAAAACACGCACCCAAAAGUUCUUCUCUAAGUUGGCCUACACCCGCGGUCUCGUCAUUAUUCGAUGCCCAUCCUGCCAGUCGCUUCACCUCAUCGCGGAUAACUUGGGCUGGAUCAAGGAGAAGACUCCCUGGCGUAUCGGUGAGCAGAAGCACCUACUUAUGCCGGAAUCUGUGCAACCGCAGAAGGAAGAAUAA